ACUCCUUUGAAAGAAAAAGGAAUCCCGAGAGGCGAGGGGGAUAAGAUAUGGAGUUUUGAUGAUGAUUGUAGGCAUAGUAAUGGAUGAAUUGAGGCAGAGAAGCUACCUGCAACUCCAAACUCCGAACCUCAAUUAUUAAAUGGCGAACCACUCAUCUUCCUCCCCUAUUCUCUGCGCUUCUUUCAACCAGGACAAUAGUUGCUUUGCCGUUGGCACCAGAGAUGGUUUCAGAAUUUUUGAUACCAACACCGGAAGGCUUUGCUAUGAACGAGCUGUUGGAGGUUUCGUUAUUGUUGAGAUGCUAUUUAGCUCAAGUCUUCUUGCUAUCGUUGGCGCUGGUGAUCAGCCAUCUUUGUCCCCUCGCCGUCUCUGUUUAUUCAAUACAACCACCGGAGCUCCUCUCAGAGAAUUGAACUUUCUAACUUCAAUACUUGCUGUUCGCUUGAAUAGAAAAAGACUCGUUGUUAUUUUACAAGACAAAACUUAUGUUUAUGAAUUAAAUAGUCUCACAAUCCUUGAUACUAUCGACACAGUGCCAAAUACUAAAGGACUUUGUGCUUUUUCGCCUUGUUUGGACGCUUGCUACCUGGCUCUUCCUGCCAGCACUGCCAAAGGAUCUGCGUUGUUGUAUAAUGUCAUGGAUUGUCAUUUACACUGUGAGAUUGAGGCUCAUCGUUCACCACUGGCUGCAAUGGUCCUCUCUUCUAAUGGAAUGUACAUAGCUACAGCAUCUGAGCAAGGAACCAUAAUCAGAGUCCAUUUGGUAUCAGAUGCAACAAAGUCAUAUAGCUUUAGAAGGGGGACAUAUCCAUCUACUAUAUUUUCUCUGUCAUUUGGGCCAUCAAAGCAGCUUCCAGAUAUUCUUGCAGCGUCAAGUUCUUCUGGUUCUAUUCAUCUUUUCACUCUUGGAUUUGCUUCACAUCCAAGCAGGAGCAAGAGAUCAAGUGGUUUUCUUGGAUCAAUAAUUCCUGAUGCUGUAAGUGAUGUGCUGGAUCCUAGUUAUCAUCAUGUACUUCAUAAUGCUGUUCCUGCAGGGGUCAAAAGCUAUGCAGUAAUUCGGAAGGUUGAAAAUGUCACUGACACCUCAUCAACUGAACUCUUAGCUUGUAGGGCCAAUAUGUCCGUGAUAACUUGUAACGGCUACUUUCAGGAAUACAACUUAAGCAUUGAUGCUCAGAAUGGAUUAUCUUGGGCUUUGGGGCGUGAGUUCAAUCUUUUGACUGUGAGCUUGGAUAAGGCACCGUGAGUGGCUAAAGAAUGUUUUUAGCACUUCAUCUGAUAACUGUAAAGCCUGAGAAAUUGCACGCUACUCUUUAAACUUCCAGAGAUACUGCUGCUGCCAACAUGAAAGUGUUACUCGGAAACUACCAGAGCUACUGCUGCUGCAAAAAAUGAAAUGUUUUAUUUGGAGGAAAUGCGUGAGAAUGUAAUGGGAGCAUGUUAAGAAUUUUUCUGAUUUGGAUCUCGUAAGAAAUUUUACCAUAUGAUUAACCAAUUAAACCAAUAAUUUACUUACCGAUAACCUACCUUUUCCAAUCAAAUUCGUAGCUAAAUGUAAAUAAAUUAUUAGUUAAAUUGGUUUAUCAUAUGGUUAAAUGUUCUGCUCAACCCAAAUUAGUAUUAUAGAUACUGAAUAUUUUGGUCAUCCUCGAAAAAUGUAGAUAUCAAGUUUGGAAUAAACGAAAAGAAAGAAUUUGGUGGCAGUUCACGCUUUACAGAUUACGGUUUACCUGGGGAU
Messenger RNA from Abrus precatorius (Indian licorice), 1738 nucleotides. Its product is annotated as autophagy-related protein 18b. Gene Ontology annotation, biological process: autophagy of mitochondrion; nucleophagy; protein localization to phagophore assembly site. The coding region runs from base 140 to 1246 and encodes 368 amino acids. Gene Ontology annotation, molecular function: protein binding; phosphatidylinositol-3,5-bisphosphate binding; phosphatidylinositol-3-phosphate binding. The transcript has 10 exons. Lineage: Eukaryota; Viridiplantae; Streptophyta; Magnoliopsida; Fabales; Fabaceae. Gene Ontology annotation, cellular component: phagophore assembly site membrane; extrinsic component of membrane; cytosol. The record is from RefSeq and is a predicted model, not a curated record.